AUGCCGCCUAUCAGAUCCCAGCAUCGGUUCUCGACCACAUCACGCCCACCUUCUUCUUCGUCCUCCUCCUCUCGACCUCCGUCCCAGGCCUCGUCUCCUCCAAGUUCAAACAAGACGGUCCUCACGCCGCUCGUCGCGGCGAUUCUGAAGCGCCACUUUGGCAUCAAGGGCGCCACAACGAACAAGUUGCCCAUCGCGUCCGAAGUGCUUCGACGGGUGCGCGACGUCGCGCUCCCGUCCGUCGAUGAAAUUCUCGCGCUCGCUCAUGCCGACGCUGGAGCUGAGGGAGCAAAGGCGAGAUCUGCGCUGAAGACGUGGAGCAUCCGGCGCAAGCAGGGAUGCACGUCGAGCAUCACUAUGAAAGACGGGACCGUCUAUCACCUCUGGGACUUUGUCCUCAUUGAUGAGGGAAGAACAAGUAAGGAGGGGAAGGAAGGGUUGUUUCGCGUGGCACAGGUGGUAGAGAUUGCACUGUGGCCGUCUGGUUCUCAAGCAUCACCGUCGUCAUCAUCUAACACAAACAAAGCAGAGGAGAGGCUCCCCAUUCAAGUCAAGCUCCGUUUCUACAAGCGACAGCUAUGCGGCGACGAUGGCGGCGAAAACAUGUUUGUGGACCACCGCAAGCUCGUCGACAGCGACGCGGUAUUUGUUCUCAAGCCGCAAUGGUCGAUCGCAGGCCGCUGCAAUGUUGUCGUCUCCUCUCGAUCGGCUACUAUUGACAACGAGCACGCCGAUUUCUGGACGCCAGACGUGAUCGAAAGACAAUGCAAAAUCUGCCAAGCUCAUCGAGCACAACUCGCACUUGCGCGAAGCUCAAUGCCUACCCUGUCCUGUCUGGAUCUGUUUUGCGGCGCCGGAGGCUUCUCGCUAGGUCUCGAGCAAACAGACAAAAUCAAGACAAAGUGGGCCAUCGAUGACGAUGAGGCGGCCUGUCGAACCUUUGCGGCACAUUCGCCCGAAGCUCUUAUCCUGCAGCAAGAUGCAAAUGAGCUCCUCAAGGAAGAGCACCGAAGCAUAUUACCCAGGCGGGGUGAGGUCGACGUCAUUGCUGCGGGGCCUCCAUGCCAAGGCUUCACAAGGGCAACGACAAGGGGGAAGAGGCACGAUGGGCGUUCAGACCUCAACCUCCUCAUCUGUACCGUGCUCUCAUAUGUGGACUUGCUUCGUCCUCGCUUCGUCGUCAUUGAGAAUGUCAACGGCAUCUUGUCGAAGCAGUCGCCCACAGCCUCCUUUGACCGAAACCCACUGGGCUAUGCGCGACUCAUCGUCCAUACGCUCCAGCUUCUGGGCUACGAUGUCCGAAUUGGACAACUGCAGGCUGGCCAAUUUGGUGUCCCCCAGUCCCGCGAGAGGGUCAUCUUUCUCGCAACAAUAAAGUCAACGGAAGGGAGAGCGGUCUCCAUUGCCGAGCUGCCUGCGCCGUUGCACGUCUUCAAGAAGGGAUCUUGCGCAAGGUACCCUGCGCUGAGUGUCGACGAGGCUAUCUCCGAUCUUCCGCCAUUCGACUGGGCCAAAGAUAGCCGUUCACCUCCGGCCAGCUCGUCGAGGGCGUACGCAUGUCCACCCAGAAACUCAUACCAGGCGCUGGUCCGUCGCGACGCGGUCACUGUUGCGCAGCACCACACCGUAACGGUCUCGUCAAUCAACCAGGAGCGAGUCGCACACAUCCCUCCAGAGUCCAAGUACAACUACUUGAUCCUGGACUCGGUCCCGCGUCUCGCCCUGCAUGGAGCCCUUGACAACAGGGGCUUCAUCGAUCGCAAAAACUGGUUCCGGCGACUGGAUCCGCAGGGUCACUUUGACACCGUGAUGACUUCCAUAAAGCUGCAGUCGGUCCAGGGCAGGAUUAUACACCCUCAGCAGAACAGGGUCGUGACAAUACGUGAGUGCGCGAGGGCACAAGGGUUCCCAGAUGACGUCUUCUUCCACGCCGCUGCGUCGACAAGCGAGAAUGGCAAGGCGAAGGAGGCUCAUAGACAAAUUGGGAACGCGGUCCCAGUCCCUCUGGCCAAGGCGCUUGGCGAGGAGAUCGUCAAAGCUGCGACGAGGGACCAUCUCCAGACGAUGCAGCUGUAAUAACGCGCAACCCUUUCUCCCCUGGCAGCUCAUCUCGGGUCCCCACAGCAGCACUCAGCGGACCACAACCCUCACAUACAAAUAAUUUCGAUCGCAGCCAUGAUCCCCCUUGCUCCCUCAUCCAUCAGCAAAUUGCAUCGUCAUUGGGAGUUGAGUAUAGAGAAGAACGAUACGGGUGGCGGUUUCGAUUGGUUGGUACCUUUGCUUGGCGAUGCGUGUGUUUGUGUCUUGCUCGACGACCUCCCUCUCCAAGUCCCAGGGAUGAGAAGGAGUCGUCGAGUGUAAGAUGGCCGAAAAAA
Molecule: messenger RNA, 2375 nt
Organism: Acaromyces ingoldii
Lineage: Eukaryota; Fungi; Basidiomycota; Exobasidiomycetes; Exobasidiales; Cryptobasidiaceae
Product: S-adenosyl-L-methionine-dependent methyltransferase
Exons: 2
Coding region: 1-2076 (691 amino acids)
Cellular component (GO): nucleus
Molecular function (GO): methyltransferase activity
Source: RefSeq, a predicted model, not a curated record